Miscanthus lutarioriparius is the source of this 210-nucleotide messenger RNA. NCBI's taxonomy places the organism in Eukaryota, Viridiplantae, Streptophyta, Magnoliopsida, Poales, Poaceae. The record is from the annotation of a GenBank genome assembly.
AUGGCGAUGGCGACGUACAAUGACAUUCCCGGACCAGCGCUGUCGCUUCAUCAACCUCGUAGGCGGCGCCUUCGUGGUCGGCGCAGGUUGCGGCUCUGCCUUGCACUUCAUCAGGGGGUUCCGCAGUUCGCCCAACGGUGGACUUCUCGCAGCCGCUCGCGUGUCCAUGGCCGUACUCUGCGCCUUCGACCGACCGCGAGAUGCGAAUGA